This is a messenger RNA of Poecilia latipinna (sailfin molly), 2688 nucleotides long. Its product is annotated as vasoactive intestinal polypeptide receptor 2-like. Gene Ontology annotation, cellular component: plasma membrane. The transcript is spliced from 13 exons. The coding region runs from base 1 to 1299 and encodes 432 amino acids. Gene Ontology annotation, molecular function: peptide hormone binding; G protein-coupled peptide receptor activity; vasoactive intestinal polypeptide receptor activity. NCBI's taxonomy places the organism in Eukaryota, Metazoa, Chordata, Actinopteri, Cyprinodontiformes, Poeciliidae. The record is from RefSeq and is a predicted model, not a curated record. Gene Ontology annotation, biological process: adenylate cyclase-modulating G protein-coupled receptor signaling pathway; cell surface receptor signaling pathway.
AUGAUCUUUGCGCAGCGCCUCGCUCUGCUGCUGCUCGGCGUCUCCCUCAUCCACACGCCGUACCAGGACACACACAGGUUAAACACGGAGGUGGCAGCCAUUUAUCUGCUGCCUGAAAAACGGUUGAUGGGAGGUUUCCUUUCUGCUGGCUGUACUGGGAGAUGGAGCGAGCCAGAGGAGAGUGUCAGACACAACUACAGCAGCAGACGCCAGGCGCUGAAGACUGAACUGUUUCUGUUUCUGUCAGGUAACCUGAGCAGGAACUGCACGGAGGAAGGCUGGUCGUCGGUUUAUCCUGACAUCGGCUUCGCCUGCUCAUCGGACGUCAGCGACAAACCCAAAGAGCUGGUCUUCUACAGAGUGGUCCACAUCCUGUCCACUCUGGGUCACAGCCUGUCGCUCGGCGCUCUGAUCACCAGCACCGCCAUCAUCUGCUCCUUCAGGAGGCUCCACUGCAUGAGGAACUACAUCCAUCUGAACCUGUUUGUGUCCUUCAUGCUGCGAGCCGUGGCCGUGCUGACCAAAGACACACUGCUCUUCUCAGAGGACCAGAGCACCGACUGCAGCACACAGCCGUCUCUGGUGGGCUGUAAGGCCAGCCUGGUUUUCUUCAACUACUUCGUCAUGGCGAACUUCUUCUGGCUGCUGGUGGAGGGUCUGUACCUGCACAUGCUGCUGCUGGUCAUCUGGACCUACUGCGGCCACCUCUCCGUCUACAUGCUGAUUGGCUGGGGAAUCCCGUCUGUCUUCACCGUGGCCUGGAUCGUCAGCCGGAUCAACCUGGAGGACACCAGGUGCUGGGAGAUAAACGACAACCCUGUUCCUGACCGGCUGAUCAACUGGCCCAUCAUGGCGUCCGUCAUCAUAAACUUCCUGCUGUUCAUCAGCAUCAUUCGGAUCCUGGUGCAGAAACUACGCAGCUCACACAUCGGAGGAAACGACCAAUCACAGUACAGGCGCCUGGCCAAGUCCACGCUGCUGCUGAUCCCUCUGUUCGGAAUAAACUACGUAGUUUUCUUCUACCUGAUGGAGCCGGACGAUGAAACGCUGAAGCGGAUCAAGAUCUUCUUCGAUCUCGGCCUUGGCUCCUUCCAGGGCCUCAUCGUCGCCGUCCUCUACUGCUUCCUCAACAGCGAGGUUCAGGUGGAGCUGCGUAGAACAUGGAGGAGUUUAACGACGAAGGACUGCGUGUUGCAGGACUACAGGCUCCGCUGCCUGUCAGCCAACCACACCAGCACUCAGUUUCCCAGAAACACCCGGGCCCAGUCCAUCCUGCAGACCGAGACCACCAUGCUCUGACCAGAACCGGCCGGAAACAGCCGGGUUCUGCCACAGCACCCCCAGCUGGGGGAGAAACCACAUGUCAAUCAGAGAGAAACUGACUGGAAGAAAAACCAAGAAAGUGCCAAACAUGGAAACACCGGUUUGCAUUGACCUUUAACCUCGCUGGAACGUUUCCCACCUGGACACUUCAGCUCCCAGCAGAUCCCUCCUCACUUAAUGUCACUGUAAAAAUGUUUGAAAAUGAAUGAAUGUUUAGUUUCAGCAGAAUAAUAUUACAGUAAAAAUAUAGAAAAUUGUAUAAUUCUUAAUGGAGAAGACAAACAAGAUCUAUAAUUUGUAUCUUUUCCAACACAAGUAGAGAAACAGCUGCUCCUCUGGAGCUUCAUAUCUGCAGAAGGAGCGAUUAUUAAACGUGAGAGAAGGCUGGAGGAGGAGCGAGGUUACGGAGGAUGAAACCUGCCCCAGCACCGGGCGGAGCGCGCAGUCAGACUGAUCUGAGCUCAUACAUCUAUGUGAGGGAAUGAGAGUUUGAUUCGUUUACCUUUAAAUCUCACUCAGUCUGCUCUCGGCUCGUUCAGCUGCACAAAAAUAUGGAAACGGUGAAAAUGUGUUCCACCUGGUGGAACAGAAACCACACAAUGCAAAACUGGGGGAAGGAAACACAUCAGGCAUGGUGGAGGAUGUGUGGUGCUGUGGGCUUGUUUCUCCUUCCAGGUUGAUUGUAAUUCUUGUUUCUGAACAAACGUUUGACUUGAUUCUUUUUUUUAAACCACAGAAUGAAACAAAACUUUACCUUUCAGGUUUAAAUGCUGUAAAUUGUCUCCGAUUCCAGGAUCUUAAAUCGUUUUAUUAAAAAUAUUUUGCUACAUCCAAGAAUUUAAGAAAUCCUCCUCCUAGUGGCCAUUUUAGGUAUUACUGGUGAAAACAGCUCCUGUUAUUGUUUAGCUUCUUAUGCAUUAAAUCCUGUAUCAACCAGCAGCGUUUUAAAAAUUCAGGAUGUAAAAAUCAUGUUUCACAAAAUGAAUUUAAUUUACUGGAAAACAUGAUAGAAAAAUCCUCCAAACUGACAUGAAGUUAUUACGACAUUUAUGCAUCAGAAAUUCAUGGAGCCUGCUUUGUUUAUGACGUCUGUUUGAAUUAUUUUUCAUAAGUUUCAUUUUAAAUGGCUUCAUCUGUGUGUCUGAGGGGCCGAUUAUUACAGGCAGGUUUUAUAUUUUUAUAUCAUUUUUCAAGCCUAUAGAUCAUUUGGAUUUAAAUAAAUGAAUGAAAAUUAUUUUCCUUUGUAAAAUGGACUCUGUUUAUGUUUUUAUCUGCAUUAUAUUAAUCAUGGAUGUAUAAAAAUGUGGAAGCUUUUAGACACAACGUAAACAUCUGGAUUUUUUUUAAAUAAAAACUUAAUAUAAA